AUGGAUUUCCGGGUUCCGAUUCUCUUCCUCUGUGCGAUUGCCGUGUCAAGCUUUCCGUCUGGGUUCGCUUCAUUUUCCGUUUGCAAUUACGAAUUCGAGCUGUUCCAGUUCGAUAUAGACGCGAAAUGCCCUCCUUCUCUCUAUCCAACUCCUCCUAUCGAGCUAGAUGGAGACUCACUGGACAGGUUAAUGGCUUUGAACCAUGGAAAUGCUUAUAUGUCGGUACUCUUUUAUGCUUCAUGGUGCCCAUUCUCACGUGCUAUGCGCCCUAAGUUUGAUAUGUUGAGUUCCAUGUUUCCUCAAAUUCAGCACCUAGCUGUGGAGCAUUCUCAAGCACUUCCAUCUGUCUUUUCAAGGUAUGGUAUCCAUAGCUUACCUUCAAUCCUGAUGGUAAAUCAAACUUUAAAGGUGCGAUACCAUGGUCGAAAGGAUCUUACAUCCCUGAUUGAGUUUUAUGAGGAAUCAACAGGUCUCCAGCCUGUCCAGUAUGUGGCUGAAGCAGAACCAACAACAAGCUUAGACGCUACCGAUGGUAACCUGAUCACAUGGUUACGCAAUGGAACAUCUAUCAGUCAAAUAUUCAAACGAGAUCCAUUCUUGGUGCUAUCUCUGCUGUUUAUCUGUUUACAAGUGGCAAUCCUCGUCUUCCCCAUAGCAGAAUUACGCAUGAAAGCGUUAUGGGCUUCUUAUGUUCCGAAUCUGAACCUGGGAAGAUUUGGAGAGAUAAGCCAAAUGUUCAGCCGAGCUCUUCACAUGGUCGAUGUGAGGAGGCUAUGGUUGAAACUAAGACUCGUUAAAACAAGGAACUUCCGAGAAAGGGCAAAGAACGCGCAGGCAUGGGCUUCAUCGCUUGCAUCUGUCUCGCUAGGCCAAACUUCAUCAGACCAAUCAUGA
Molecule: messenger RNA, 894 nt
Organism: Arabis nemorensis
Lineage: Eukaryota; Viridiplantae; Streptophyta; Magnoliopsida; Brassicales; Brassicaceae
Source: the annotation of a GenBank genome assembly